Sycon ciliatum is the source of this 5636-nucleotide messenger RNA. RefSeq lists its product as uncharacterized. Bases 329 to 4951 code for a protein of 1540 amino acids. The record is from RefSeq and is a predicted model, not a curated record. The transcript has 11 exons. Lineage: Eukaryota; Metazoa; Porifera; Calcarea; Leucosolenida; Sycettidae.
GUUGCUUGGCGUUGUCUCUUUGGCGUGAUUGAAACUGGAACACGGCGACGUAUGUUUACACGCCCCGCUUCAGCUUGGGCCGCUGGGCAGAUUUGAACGCUGUCCUGAUGUGGCCGAUCUGAAUUGGGCUCUACUCUCCCGCACAGGCCAGGCCUACCGGUAAAUUCGCCCUGUUCCGAAGUGGAUCACGAAACUCUUUGGACGUCUAAAUUUCAAGCCUUCGAGGCGACGUUUCCAAUCAUUUACGUUCGAUUCUUGUCCUGUUCUCUGAAUAUUUGAGCCUCUACAACUGUGCAAGCACAACUAUCACGGGACGAAAGAAAAAACGAUGGGGUUCGUUUCACCUCUGCUCCUGAUUUACGUGCUGAGUGGGAUGGUAUUUGAACUAUCCACCGGCCAGACCACACCAGGCGGAGUGCAGGUUAGCACGGCUACUGAACAACCUGGUGGCAUUGGCGGACCAAGGAAGGGCUCCUGGAACACCAGCCGGGAUGGAUGUUCUGUCACCAUUCAUGUGGCGACGAAACCAGCGAGCACGUUCCAGGCGAGUUCUACGUAUCCCCAAAGUACAAUGCAUGAAACUCCGAGCACCGUGCAUGAUAACCCUGUGUGCGGCGAUAGUCCAGCUGAUUCCUGUAUGAGCGUGCAACUCGCUUUUGAAGCAUGGUGGGAGCUAAAGGAGAGUGGGUUGGCUGAUGUGCAUCGGACUUGUAUGGUGCUGGUGGGAUUUCCAGAAACUGGAUGCGAGGUCCUGAUACGGAAGAAUGCGCAAAAUAUCAAAAUGCCUGGAACAAAGGAUGGCCUUGAACACCUAACUGUUCGAUCAUCGUCCAUUUAUGGAUGUAGCCAUGCCGUACUUAAUACCGUCUUAUUUAACAAGCCCGGUGUCUUUCUACUCCGUUCCCCGAGUCACUUGGAAGGCAUCCACUUCAUAGCGGCGAAUAAAGGCAAGCGUCCAGAUUAUGUAAUACGAUCUGCGUCCCUUUUGUCUAUUCUACGCUGCACGUUCAGCCUGUCGUGUAAUAAUCUAGCCAUUUCUUCCAUUCAAAUUUCCGCCCCUUCGGUCAGAGAUCUGUAUGAUAACGGAGGAAACGUUCGGAUAGUUGCCACGCAAUUCAUCGCCAGUACGAAGAUUGAUCCAGACUGCCACCAUUUACCCAGUGUGGACAAUUUUUUGCCCCUCAGCGUUGUACAUGUCAACCCCACUCUUCAUCCCUUUGCUGUUUACCUGGAAGACUGUAGAUUCGAUAAUUUCGAGCCUUACCUUUCGGGCACGUCUGUUUUCCGAUUUCAAAUCGCUGAUUGGCGUAGGUCCGCUGGUAUUUCCACUUUUUCCAUGAUGCGAGUUGCGUUUCAUGCAGUGCAUCCAACCACCGAUAUCAUAUCUCUGGAGUUCAAUGGAACGGGUGUGCAUGUUGAAAUCGAGGAGGUCGUGGUGACUAGCGGUGUUCAAUGCACACAGGAUAACUGCGCCCACCUCUCAGUAACAUUCUGGAAACCCAACAACUUCAUCACCAUCCGUAACAGCCAGUUUCGCAGCGAUCACCUGCAUUGCUCCGCUUCGGAACCGUGCACCCAGGUCGCACUGAAACUUCCGCAUUUCGGUGUUCACGUAGCUUUUCGCAAUAACCAGUUUUCCACGUUCAGUUUACACUGCCGAAAGCCAACCGACGGAAUAUCGAUUACAAUAGGAAACAAAUACGAAGCGCAGGACUCAAUACACUAUCCCAAGCACCCACCGACCAGUGUUGACGUGACUAGUUCUAAUUUCAGUGCCUCCACAGACAUUCCUUUUCAGUACUACAAAGGCCCAGGCUCAUAUGAGAAACACCGGUUCAAUGAAACGGUGGAUUGCUUAGCAGCUGCCUCGGGUCUAGUAGCCGGCCUGUACGCGGAGUGCGCGGCUGCAUGGAUCAGGGUGACACUGGAAUGCAAGGGUACCUGCAAACUGCUGUAUUCCGUGAAUCUGACGAACAACACGUUUUAUGCUGGAACUGGUCAGGCUAUGGUGCGAGCCAGACGUGUGAAUAUCACUCUCAAUGGACACACGAUUUUACGGGAAUUUGAAUCUGAAAGAAAGGGUGCUUCCACUAAGCCUUAUUCCCCGUUUAUUGCUGACCAAGGUAUCGUUUUCGUGAAUGGUCCUGUUAUUGGACCAACGGCAGUAACGUUUCCAAGAUAUCCGAGUAGAAGAAAGAUUGUCAUACACCGAUUCAACGACUGGGGGCGGCGAGAUGUCUUUCGUGCUGCGCCUGGCAGAAAGGACAUGAUGUUUACUUCAAUUGUGUCUGACACGUAUUGUACGCCGAUGGAUCUGCUACAAAUUAAUGGUCGAUGGCCCUGGAAGACGAAUAACAGAGUUGCCCUGUUCAGGAAAAAUAUGCGACAAUGGAGAGUCUUAUCAUCACCUAGAACUUCGGCAACACCAACGUCGGACGGCUUCACUGAACUCAGGCAAUGUGAUCCCACAUGGACACUAAGCAAUUCUAUUGAUGCGCCAAUGUACAGUACUGGAUGCUACUGCCCAUUCUACACAAAUAAUCAUGCAGACCUGGACGCAAAUUUCACCAAUAGAGGGACCUGCCUUCGUUCGUCUACCAUCUAUGACUACUGUCCCACGUCAGGGUUAUUUAUUGUCAAUAUUCUGGGUUUCCUAACCCAAGCGUUGACAACGAAAACCAGAUGGAUCUUUUUCAAUGCGGCAAACGUUGGCUGCUUCAAAAUCUGGAAUAACACUCUGUAUGUGAUGGUGCAAACGUGUGGGAGAGAAGACUGGGCAAUUGUUGGCCGCUCACUCCAGUGGCGCCACCCUCAAGAUAAAGCAUUGCACGACAUGGGCUCACUCAUCGCCAAGGAUCGAGGCACUAUUAGCAAUAUUGUGCCAGGUCCACAGUUUACGUACACACCAUGGGCUUUCCUUCAGGGAGCCGACUGGAGCAGUUCAUUGGAUGAACGUGCCCAUGUCAGCCCAGAGCAACGAACGGGACUUACGGGCAGCGUGACUUUAUUAGUAUCACCAGGGGAAGCAAUGAUCCUAAAUAUUGCCACAGUGGAUGAUGGUCUAUCGCUCUCGUCAACAGCAGUGACAUUACAAGUGCACUCCGACCACGCCGCAAACAGCAAUGGCACCGUACUACUUGUACAGGUCCGUGCUGGAAUCUCCAAGGCGAAGCCAAAGGUGGUCACCACCAUACCGUUUCUCAGUGGCAAGCCAAUGUCUGGAUUUUCGCUGGCCGGAGAACCCUACAUGAGUGGAUUUUUGGCCAUUGCUGUACCUGAGUCUGGCCUACAGGAGUGGCGCUCGCCAGUGGUUCUGAAAGUGCCAUUCAUACUCCAGCCAUGUCAUAUGGGUUAUGAGCUUGUCACCGAACAUGAUGACGGAAAGCCGCUCCUAACCUGCAAGAGGUUGCAACACAAUGGGAUACUUAGCGAGAGGCUUGGAAAGACAAUUAAAGUGGCCGCUGGUUAUUGGGCAGGAAAUGUUCGGGAUAAGAGGGACCGCACGAGCAAGGUCAUGCGCGACAUACUGGGAUCGGAUGGAUCCGAAAUACAACAGAUCCCUAUGAAUGGAGCGAUACUUAUUGCAACGCUUCGGAGGAUUGAAGCUGAGACAUCUUUCGGUAUAACUCAAUGCUCACAUAAAUUUUGCCACUCCUUCCGGUGGUGGCUGGGGCCCGGCGAGUCAGGUUGCAGAUCGGGACAUACAGGUCCUUUGUGUGGCCAAUGCAAGAAAGGGAAAUCUAUGAUCAUUGAUACUCUGGCCUGCAGAACAUGCGCAUCACCAUCAAUACAUGUGUAUGCAUAUAUGGCACUGGUAAUGGUGCUUACGAUCCUCAUGUUCCUGCUCAUGUUUUACUUCAACGUGGGCAUGUCUCCCCUCGUAGAUUCUUGGCUCUUCUUCUUCCAGGUAGCCCCUAUCGUUGUCCCGUUCUUCAACUUUCCAAAUGGGAUGAUGUCAACGCUUUUAACCUUUGGUCUCGGCCACCUAUGUAUCAAACCCGAGUUAAAUCGUAUGCAGAUCCAGGCCAUGCUACUGCUGCAGCCAAUCACACUUCUAGCUCUGGUGUUCCUGGUACGUAUUGCAGCAUCCUACUCGUGCACUGGUACAUUCCUGCAGCGACAGCAGAAGCACAUGCGACUGGUGCGCGUGCUUUGGUUCGGUCUUGUCUACAGUUAUACCAUGCUGACGUUCACCUCUAUCAAUUUGCUACAAUGUACCGAACUCAGCAACAAGUUUGUUCUGGCUAUUGAUGGAUCUAUUGAAUGCUUCAAAGGAGCACACAUACCCUAUGCGGUGUGUGCUGGCCUCAUCUCAGCUUUCAUACUUCUUCCACCACCGGCGAUUCUCCUCCUGCCGCAAGCAAAACGACGGAUUUUCUUCAAGGGCUUUAUUGACCAGGCAUGUGCGAUGUAUGGAGAUAACAGGCGAUGGUGGGCUUCAAUAAACCUACUUCGGCGAUGCGCAAUAGCAGUAAUCGUUUCACAGAUACACCAUCUGGAGAUGAAGUCUGUCAUUACAACGCUGUUUCUAUUUGUCUAUCUUUACGCACAUGCGAUCUGGAGACCUCUCGUGGAGAAAAACUUCCUUGGCAUUAAUAGCAACCUGGUGGAGACGCUAUUUUUGUUCAGUCUUUGUCUACUGUCAAUGACCAACUCAGCCGUGAGAAUUAUCGGAAGUCAUUUCUCGGCAAUGCAAACCCUUGCCAUUGUCCUGGCUUAUCUCCCAACUGUGGUGUUAGUGUUUGCAUUACUAGCUAGGCAGUGUUGCGCCAAGCGCGGUGGCUUUGGCCGCCUGCGCCACCUUUCCCUGCGUGCCUGUUGGCGGAAACGACACGGACUCGACAUACGCGAUCAGCAGACUGCAGAUCUUGCCUUGGACAAUAUGUUGAGUGAAGCCAGGGAACCGCUGCUAGUGACUGAGUUACUACACGAGCAUGGACGAUGCAAAUGAUCACAUUACCCUGAACAUCAUUUUCAUCACGAUUAAAUUCUUGUAUCAAGACACUUUGCUACACUUAGUUAAGCUCCAGAGUUAACCAUCAGCAGUUAAUUCACCCAUUCCCUCCAUCCUUUGUGUUGUGCACAUAUCCUCUUCUCUCUUACCAGCGUACAUGAGCGCCACAAUUUUCAUCACGAUUAAAUUCUUGUAUCAAGACACUUUGCUACACUUAGUUAAGCUCCAGAGUUAACCAUCAGCAGUUAAUUCACCCAUUCCCUCCAUCCUUUGUGCUGUGCACAUAUCCUCUUCUCUCUUACCAACGUACAUGAGCGGCGCAAAAAGGACAAUAAUUAUAGCCGUAGUGGGAACAAAUGCGCAUCACGCCUUUACAUUCAUUAUACGCAACCACUUUCAAACAAAUAUUUUGGUUGCAGUCAACAUUGGACAAUGCCGCCUAUUGAUUAAUUCCUCGUUGCAUCUUCAAAUAUCUCUCCUCUGAUCCCAGUAAAACUGUAAGGCAAAGAGUGUUUUAGUCAAAUGCAUCUAGCCUUCUUGUUUGCUUCAAGUACAUCACCAAAAGCUACACAUACUGCUGACAACUCCAGAUUAUUAUAUCCUGCCUUGCCGCACUGAUGGCGCAUUCCUUGCCCAUCUUAUCAUUGAACUGAUUCAAUGCAUACAUACUUCCUCCGCGUCA